CAGUUACUAAACCACACUGUCGCCUGAGCGAAGGGCAGCAGACCAGAGGCAGAGAGAAAACAAUGAUGUUAUUAAGUAUCCCCGGAUUUCUUUUAACUCUUACGAUUUUGGAUACUGGUCAUGCUUCCACCUCUGGGCCUAACGUCGCGUCUCCGGAGCCAGAGGUGAGCGGAAACGGCGUCCCAGGGAGCGAAAGCAAUGUUUUGCAUUCCUUGCCGCGCCAGGCGCAGAGCUCGUACUUCCCCAGCCUGCUGCUGUCGGCUUUCCCUGAAGAUCUGGAAGUCGGCGAUUACUGCCGAGAGCUGCUCCACAUCUUCGGCCAGCGAUAUGUAUCGUACGUGAACUGCCUCGUCCCGUCCGCGCGCCCUGUCAAGAUCUGUCAGAACUGUCACGUCGAGUUCAACAACUUGCAGGACAUCUAUUCCAACAUAUCAUCCGAACAGCUCGGCCCUGGUAACGCAAGCUGUCGCGACACGCUGCUGCGCUCCGACAGGCUGAUGCUGGUGUUUCAGCUGUUUCACGACCUGCAGCAGAUAUGGGCUAUCUCCAACUGCGCGCGUUGUCUCUCUGAAGGCGGACAGAGCUUGUCGAACGUCACUCUGUACUAUAUGGCUACACUGAAUCAGUCACUCAGCUGCUUCGAGAAACACCAGCAGCAGGGGAACCACUCUGAGCUGUGUAAGGAGUGCAAAAAGGCCUACAGGGAUCUGAACGAGCUGUACAGCAGGAUGGAGAAGAACGAGAGCCUCUGCCUGGACAUCGAAGACGCAAUGAACAUAACCCGCAAGCUGUGGAGCAAGACCUUCAACUGCUCCUUCCCCCGGGAGGAGACGGUGCCGGUCAUCGCCGUGUCCAGCUUCAUGCUCUUCCUGCCCAUCAUCUUCUACCUGAGCAGCUUCCUGCACUCGGAGCAGAAGAAGAGGAAGCUCAUUCUCCCCAAGCGAGCGACAUCACACACCAACCUGAUGAACAUCCAGGACAGGUCUCGAUCAGAGCAGGUGCUGCACGGAGAUUACAGGUGAAGGGCGCCCCCGCCUGGCCAGCGUGCCACCCCACCCGGGGCGGGACUCCCC
Molecule: messenger RNA, 1073 nt
Organism: Megalops cyprinoides (Indo-Pacific tarpon)
Lineage: Eukaryota; Metazoa; Chordata; Actinopteri; Elopiformes; Megalopidae
Product: osteopetrosis-associated transmembrane protein 1-like
Exons: 6
Coding region: 63-1022 (319 amino acids)
Cellular component (GO): cytosol
Source: RefSeq, a predicted model, not a curated record